Molecule: messenger RNA, 741 nt
Organism: Exaiptasia diaphana
Lineage: Eukaryota; Metazoa; Cnidaria; Anthozoa; Actiniaria; Aiptasiidae
Product: peptidyl-prolyl cis-trans isomerase B
Exons: 5
Coding region: 43-651 (202 amino acids)
Biological process (GO): protein peptidyl-prolyl isomerization; protein folding
Cellular component (GO): intracellular membrane-bounded organelle
Molecular function (GO): peptidyl-prolyl cis-trans isomerase activity
Source: RefSeq, a predicted model, not a curated record
GAGCAAUUUCAAAUUCUCUCCUGCACGAACUUCUUCAGGAACAUGAAUUCUUGGGUAUUUCUUAGUGUUUUUGCGCUCUUUGUAGCGGCAGUUUGUGCCACGAAGGACCCCCUUGUAACGAAGAAAGUCUUCUUUGAURUUACUAUCGGAAAGGAAAAAGCUGGACGUAUUGAGAUCGGAUUAUUUGGAAAAGUCGUUCCCAAAACUGCUAAGAAUUUUUACGAGCUAGCAACAGGCGAGAAAGGAUUUGGCUACAAAGGAAGUAAAUUCCACAGAGUUAUUCAAGAUUUCAUGAUCCAAGGUGGUGACUUCACCAAUGGAGAUGGAACUGGAGGUAAAAGUGUCUAUGGUGACAGAUUUCCAGAUGAGAACUUUAAGCUCAGCCAUUAUGGUGCUGGAUGGCUGAGUAUGGCUAAUGCUGGAMARGACACUAAUGGAUCACAGUUCUUYAUCACCACAGUGAAGACUCCAUGGCUUGAUGGAAGACAUGUUGUUUUUGGAAAAGUUCUUUCUGGAAUGGAUGUUGUGCGUAAGAUCGAGAAAACCCAAACUGGUGCUAACGAUAAACCAACCAAAGAUGUUACCAUUGCUGAUUGUGGUUCUCUUCCUGUAGAAAAACCAUUUUCAGUAGAGAAGAAAGCAGCCAUGUAAUAGGCAUUUUUCAAUUACAAAUUUUUGAUAACAUUUUUUGUUUGUAACAGGAAGAAUGAUUUCAAUAAAAAAGAUAGAAAUUASUUUCAA